AUGGCAAAGUGGUUCAGAGAAUUCCCCAUCAAUUUGAAGAACGGUACUGAUAGGAUCCGCUCCGCUUCAGAAUCAGGCUCCCAAUCCAGGGGUAAAAUUGGACUGGUAGCUGGCAUUGGCACCAAAGCAACCAGCUCCAAAGGGAGUCCGCGCAAAAACUCGGGAAUGGAUAGUAGUGGCGGUGGUGGAGUCGUUGGUGCUCUACUGUCAGGAAGAAAUAGGAAAAAUUCUGCCAUCGAAUUGGGAAGGAAUGGCACAAGUUCGAUAAAGGAUGGAAAAGUUUGGGACAGCCUUAUAGGUAAAAGUCGCAAAAAUUCCAAAGCAGAGUCGCCAGUGUUUGAUGAGCACCGGCCACUGAAAAGUUCCAGUUCUGCGAAUGCCUACAUCAGUCGUCUGAUCAAAGUGGAUAAGCAGGACAAGAGCCAGAACUUCAGCAGCAGCCAAGUGGUACUCGAAACAGAGAAAUCACAGCCACUGUGCAAAACAGAGACGGUAAGUAAUGUUGAAGCACUUUAGAAAUUGUAGACUAUUUCUAUUAUAAACAGGAUGUGAUGCUGGACUCAGGGGUAGACCUAACAUUGUAAAUGUAAAUCUGUCUCCCUCCAUUUAGUAUGAUAUGUUGCGUUUCGUAUGGUGUGUACAAUGCCUUCAGAAAGUAUUCACCCUUUACCUUUUCCACAUUUUGUUGUGUUACAGCCUGAAUUUAAAAUUUAUUAAAUUGAGAUUUUGUGUCACCGAUUUACACACAAUACCCCAUAGAGUCAAAGCGGAAUUUAGUUUGUAGAACAUUUUAGAAAUUAAUAAAAAAAUGAAAAGCUGAAAUGUCUUGAGUCAAUAAGUAUUCAACCCAUUUGUUAUGGCAAGCCUAACUCAAUUCGGGAGUAAAAAUGUGCUUAACAAAUCGCAUAAUAAGUUGCAUGGACUUAUUCCGUGUUCAAUAAUAGUGGUUAACUUGAUUUUUGAAUAACUACCCCAUCUCUGUACUCCACACAUAUAAUAAUCUGUAAGGUCCCUCAAUCGAGUAGUAUAGUCAAUUUCAAGCAAAGAUUCAAUCACAAAGACCAGGGAGGUUUUUUAAUGCCUCGCAAAGAAGGGCACCGCUUGGUAAAAAAAAAAGCAGAUGCUGAAUAUCCCCUUGAGCAUGGUGAAGUUAUUAAUUAGGAUUUGGAUGGUGUAUUAAUACACCCAGCCACUACUAAGAUACAGGCGUCCUUCCUAACUCAGUUGCAGGAGAGGAAGGAAACUGCUCAGGGAUUUCACCAUAAGGCCAAUGGUGAUUUUAAAACAGUUACAAAGUUUAAUGAGUGGUUGUGAUAUGAGAAAACUGAGGAUGGAUCAACAACAUUGUAGAUACUCCACAAUACUAACCUAGAGUGGCUUGCGAAAGUAUUCACCCCCUUGACAUUUUUCCUAUUUUGUUGCCUUACAACCUGGAAUUAAAAUUGAUUUUUUUGGGGGGUUGUAUCAUUUGAUUUACACAACAUGCCUACCACUUUGAAGAUGCAAAAUAUUUUUUGGGGUGAAACAAACAAGAAAUAAGACAAAAAAACAGGUAAAACUUGAGCGUGCAUAACUAUUCACCCCCCACCAAAGUCAAUACUCUGUAGAGCCACCUUUUGCACCAAUUACAGCUGUAAGUCUUGCGGUAUGUCUCUAUAAGCUUGGCACAUCUAGCCACUGGGAUUUUGCCCAUUCUUCAAGGCAAAACUGCUCCAGCUCCUUCAAGUUGGAUGGGUUCCGCUGGUGUACAGCAAUCUUUAAGUCAUACCACAGAUUCUCAAUUGGAUUGAGGUCUGGGCUUUGACUAGGCCAUUCCAAGACAUUUAAAUGUUUCCCUUUAAACUACUCGAGUGUUGCUUUAGCAGUAUGCUUAGGGUCAUUGUCCUGCUGGAAGGUGAACCUCCGUCCCAGGCUCAACGUGUUUCCUUAUUUUUUUCUUUAAGCAAUGGCUUUUUUCUGGCCACUCUUCCAUAAAGCCCACUCUGUGGAGUGUAUGGCUGAAAGUGGUCCUAUGGACAGAUACUCCAAUCUCCGCUGUGGAGCUUUGUAGCUCCUUCAGGGUUAUCUUUGGUUUCUUUGUUGCCUCUCUGAUUAAUGCCCUCCUUGCCAGGUCCGUGAGUUAUGGUGGGCGGCCCUCUCUUGGCAGGUUUGUUGUGGUGCCAUAUUCUUUCCAUUUUUUUAUAAUGGAUUUAAUGGUGCUCCAUGGGAUGUUCAAAGUUUCUGAUAUUUUUUUAUAACCCAACCCUGAUCUGUACUUCUCCACAACUUUGUCCCUGACCUGUUUGAAGAGCUCCUUGGUCUUCAUGGUGCCGCUUGCUUGGUGGUGCCCCUUGCUUAGUGGUGUUGCAGACUCUGGGGCCUUUCAGAACAGGUGUAUAUAUUCUGAGAUCAUGUGACAAAUCAUGUGACACUUAGAUUGCACACAGGUGGACUUUAUUGAACUAAUUAUGUGACUUCUGAAGGUAAUUGGUUGCACCAGACCUUAUUUAGGGGCUUCAUAGCAAAGGGGGUGAAUACAUAUGAACGCACCACUUUUCCGUUAUUUAUAGAUUUUUUUUUGUUGAAACAAGUUAUUUUUUAAAAUUUCUCUUCACCAAUUUGGAGUAUUUUACAUGAAAUACAAAUAAAGAUCCAUUUAAAUUACAGGUUGUAAUGCAACAAAAUAGGAAAAACACCAAGGGGGAUGAAUACUUUUGCAAGGCACUGUACAUGACAAAGUGAAAAGAAGGAACCCUGUACAGAAUACAAAUAUUCCAAAACAUGCAUCAAGUUUGCAAUAAGGCACUAAAGUAAUACUGCAAAAAGAAAUUGGUAAAUCACUUUUUGUCCUGAAUACCAAGCUUUAUGUUUGGGGAAAAUCCAAUCCAACACAUCAGUGAGUACCACUCUUCAUAUUUUCAAGCAUGGUUGUGGCUGCAUCAUGUUAUGGGUAUGCUUGUCAUCGGCAAGGACUAGGGAGUUUUUUUUGGGAUAAAAAUAAACGGAAUAGGAAAAUCUGGUUAAAAGGAAUAAUGGGCAAAUAUUGUACAAUACAUAAUGCAAAGCUCUUAGGGACUUACGCAAAAAGACUCACAGCUGUAAUCGCCGCCAAAGGUGCUUCUACAAAGUAUUGACUCAGGGGUUUGAAUACUUAUGUAAAUUAGAUAUUUCUGUAUUUCAUUUUCAAUAAAUUGGCCCAAAAUUCUAAAAACAUGUUUUGACUUUGUCAUUGUGGGGUAUUGUGUGUAGAUGGGUGAGAAAAAAAAUAUUUAAUCCAUUUUGAAUUCAGGCUGUAACACAACAAAAUGUGGAAUAAGUCAAGAGGUAUAAAUACUUUCUGAAGGCACUGUAUUAAUUUGUGGAUGUCCAUCAUCCAUUUUGCAUGAUAUAUAACUAAUUGCAAUUUGUACAAUAUGUUACGAAUUGGCAAAACAAAUGAUAUGUUGCGAAUUCCAAUUUGUUGUGGCUAAUGUUAGCUAGGUGGUUAGGGUUAGGGGUUAAGGUUAGGGUUACGGUUUAGAUUAGGAGUUAGGUUAAUGGGUUAAGGUCAGGGUUAAGGGAGGGUUAGCUAACAUGCUAAGUAGUUAUAAAGUAGAUAAAAUGCUAAAGUUAUCCGUGAUGAGAUUUGAACAUACAACCUUUGGGUUGCUAGACAUUUGUGUUAUAUGGUCACCCAUCCACCCCUACCAACCACCCUCCUUUCGUUUUUGCCUUAAGUAACCUUCUGUCUUAUGUAGCCAUACCAAACUUAGCAUAUCAUACUAAUUAGACUGUCCCGGAUUUACAUUUACUAUGUUACGCCUAGUCUAUGAGGCCAGGCUGGAUUUAUAGAGGUAAUCAAAUCAAAUCAAAUAUUAUUUGUCACAUGCUUCAUAAACAACAGGUGUAGACUAACAGUGAAAUGCUUACUUAAGGGGCCCUUCCCAACAAUGCAGAGAGAAAAAAAUAGAAAUAAUAGAAAAAUAAUAACACAAUGAAUAAAUACACAAUGAGUAACGAUAACUUGGCUAUAUACACAGGGUACUAUUACCGAGUUGAUGUGCAGGGGUACGAGGUAAUUGAGGUAGAUAUGUACAUAUAGGUAGGGAUAAAGUGACUAGGCAACAGGAUAGAUAAUAAACAGCAGCGUAUGUGAUGAGUCAAAAUAGUUAGUGCAAAAAGGGUCAAUGCAGAUAGUCCGGGUGGCUAUUAUAACUAACUAUUUAGCAGUCUCAUUUCUUGGGGGUAGAAGCUAUUCAGGGUCCUGUUGGUUCCUGACUUGGUGCAGUAGGAGAGAGAACAGUCUACGACUUGGGUGGCUGGAGUCUUUGACCAUUUUUAGGGCCUUCCUCUGACACCGCCUGGUAUAGAGGUCCUGGAUGGCAGGGAGCUCGGACCCAGAAUGAUGCUAAUGAUAAAUGCUAAUAAUACAUUUGAUAAUUAGUCUUUAUUUGUUUGUUUGUUUAGCUUGCAAUACGUUUUAUUAUGGGGGUAUAGGCCUAUAUAGCAGUAAUUGUAUGAGGGCCGGGGUGUAUAAUGACUACAAAUUCAAAGUAUAAACUUGAACUUCAUUUGAAUGACUCUCAAUCAAUGAAUGAAGCAUAACUAUUAUAUUAUAUUAACAGCCAUGAUUAUUAUAAGCCAUGAUUAUUAUAAGCCAUGAUUUAAUAGUAGGCUGCAACAGGAAUCCUACUCAAAAAUAAUACUGUUGACACUGAAAAGCAAAGGAACGGUCGAAGCUGUGAAAGUUGAUAUCAUUGUUUCAGUUUUCCUCCCUCCCCUUUGUCUCUGAAUCUCAUUGUAUCCACUCUUCCUUGUCUGCCUCUCUUUCCCUUCCUUUCCAUCUCCCUCUCAAUUCAAUUCAAUUAAAUUAAAUUCAAAGGGCUUUAUUGGCAUGGGAAACAUAUGUUUACAAGUGAAAUAGAUAAUAAACCAAAGUGAAAUAAACAAUACAAAAUGAACGGUAAACAUUACACUCACAAAAGUUCUAAAGGAAUAGAGACAUUUCAAAGGUCAUAUUCUCACCCCUAUUGAAAGUUACCCCUCCCAUCCCCUCUGUUCCUGGCGCAGUGUUCCCCCUCUCUCACCCCUCUGCCUCCACCUCAUCCUUCUCUUUUCUCUCUUUCAAGCCCCAGGUGAAGGCUAUCAUGUUGUAAAAAGCAUUGUGUGCUAAUCCAGGUCCCCUCUGGCUAGGCUUUGAAAAAAUAAAAGCGAGAGAAAACGAUGUAGCGAGAUGGUGUGAAAAAAAGAGAUAAAAGAGGGAGGAGAAAUAGAGAGUUUUGAGGGGUAAAUCCCUUCCCUCGCCUGUUUGCCCCAGUCGCUGGGGUUGUCAUUCUGUUGUCAAUCUGACUGUCUUUGUUUGGCUUAUGAAAAGGGGAAUAUCUCUCAGGGGCCUCAGAGGAAGCUACAUUUUUGCAGCAUUUCCAUUAUAAGACUUUAUCCCAGUGUUUGGCAUAAAGACAGACUUUUGUGUUUCCACUUAUGAGGUCCCCAAAAUAUCUACUAUGGCCCCAAAAAGACCUAACCUGACAUGGGGCUGACUGAGGAACUCAGGGCCUGAUCAGCUGUAGCCUAUAUAUAAUUUUGCUUAUCCUACACACCAUAUUGUGGUCAGGUCACAGGAAGUGCUAAAGCGUGUGCGUGUGUGAGCGAGAGAGCGACAGAGAUUGUGUCUGCGUGUGUUGUUUGUUGGAGUUGUCCCUAAAAGUGCUAAAGCCAUCACCAGUUGAAUCAGAUUUGGCAUACUCUGUGCUAUUAGAUCCUGGUAGAAAGAUGAGUGGACGAAUUGGGGUCUAAAGAUGUAGGAUCUUAAUUUGAUCACUCUUUUGUUGAUGAGAAUUUUCCUUGCACAGGAGGAAAUGCAAAUUUGUAGUGUAUUCAAGUUUUUAAAAGGCUUCUAAAGUUUGUUAUUUCCACUUUAACAUUUCAGACUUGAUUUGCCCUAACAUAAAAUGUUUCAUUCCCUACUAAUGAUUUCCAUUAAUUAUAAUCCACAUAAUAAUUCACAUUUCCUGUUGCUACAGGAUUAUUUUCCUGCUGUAGAAAACUGGCUCAAAUUAAGACCCAGUCAUUGUCAUUUACCAUCAUCCUGCUUGUAAGGGAACAUAACUAGAGAUUACUUUAUCUUGUUCACCAGCCACUAUAUGCAGUAUCAAUUGAGCCUGGGGGUGAGGUUAGAGAUGACUGAACAAUAACAUUUAUUACACCAAAACGACCCCCUGUACAGACACUGACCUGGUAUCUAGUAUCUGGCAGUGAGAUAAACUUGAAAGGCCUUGACCCUAAUAAAAAGACAGAGCAGAGCAGUCAAGUGUGAAUUAAUUUAUUUUGCAAUGGUGCUAUUUAACAGAUACUGUAGGUGUUGUUGUUAGGAUAAUGGAUCUGGGACAAAGAACAUGCAACAAUGAUACCGCUGUACUUUUUUUUAACAUUGACAAUAGAUGGGCCUGAUUGGGUACUGCUUUGUAUCACUGAUGAUAUAUCUAUUUUUGAUCUCUUUGGGAAGCAGGGCAAAAAAACAAAAAACCCAUGACGUCUCUUUGUUGUUAUCUCACCUUUUUCUUUCCCUCUAGUGAAUCAUACUUCUACUUUGUGGGCACAGAUUAAGACUAGUCUUGGACUAAAAAGCACGCUCAAUGGAUAAUCUCCAUUGAAAUAGUUUUUUAAAUCUAGGACUAGACUUAAUAUGUGUCUGGGAAACCAGCCCAGAGUCCUUUAGUAAUUAUCAUGCGUAUUCAUUUUGCUGUGCUCCUUUGCUUCAGGUGAUCAUUCUUGAGGACUAUGCAGAUCCCUUUGACGCCCACAAGACUCGGGAGGAGAGGGAUGCGGAGAGAGAGGGGGAGAAUGAUGGAUACAUGGAGCCUUACGACGCGCAGCAGAUGAUCACUGGUGAGACACACUAUUCAUUAUUUUAGCCUACUCAAAUUUGGAUAACAAGCAUAGAUUUUGGAUCAGGUCCCAGCUUUGAGGAUGUGGUAAUCUGAUCUGAUAUCAGUGGCCAGGAAAGUUUGUGCCUGUUUUUUCUAUUGUUGUUCGUAUGCAUGUUUUUUGUCUUAGGCCUAUGUGUGAUAAACUUCUUAGUCUGGUGUUUGUUUGUGCAGGCAUGUGCCAGGCCUCAUUGGCUGAAUUCUAUGUAUGUGUGUUUGGACUGCCAUUUUCAGUCUAGCCAGAAAAGAGCGAUUAGAAAUGUUGAAGUACGUGAACUCAAUCGCCUAGCACUGUACCCCAUGGAGGUUGCUAUGGCAACUGUGUUGUGCUAGGACAAUGGGUGCAGUUUCCUGUCUCUGCUUCCUUUUUCCUGUCUCUGUUUCCUGGUACUUUCCUGGUACUCCCCCCCCCCCCCCCCCCCCCCCCCCCCGCCCUCCCCUCAGAGCCCCUGCAUGGCCCCCUAUAUGGGCAGGCUCUGACCAUUUCUCAAAACCUCCCAGCAUCCAGGAAGACAACUGGUCAGUCAACCAAUCACUUGUUCUCUUGACCACCUUUGAUUCCGUCACUUCAUUGUUUUACCCAUAAUGGUACAAUACCCUGCUGUGACACUGAAAAUGACCUGUUACACACUAAUCAUCAAGGCUUUACUAAUAUAUAUCUUACUACCUGGCUAAGUUGGGAAAGCCCGUUUAUAGUGCCCUGGGGGAUAUGGCCGACCGCAGAUAACUCAAUUUUAGUAGCGUGUCAUACUUAAGUACAUUCUCAUAUUGAAGUGGUGCAGGAACAGAUGUCACCAGUGCGUUGUGACAUACAGUAUUAUACAGUGUUUAAGUAUUUUGGGACAGUCCAAGCUCAGCACAUAAUGUUUUGGCAUUGACAGUAUACAACAACUGACAUCACUCAUAACUCAAUUGCUCAACACAGUUCAAAGCUCAUUUACACUUAUUACAUUAUUAUUUAUUACAUUGUAUAAACACAUCAUGUUUUCUCUAUUCCUCAUUGUUGCACUGACCAUAAUUGGUAGUUCUGUUCUAGGAUCAGUUAACCGCCAUUUAUCAGAUACUGAUAUGGAUGUGUGAGGCAAAAAUACUUGCCUAGGAUCAGUUGUCUGGGAAUGGUAGCUACAGCUGUUGCCUGAAAUGUUGGGUCGGACACACCGUGAUGACGAAUGGCUAAAAGCUGGGUGCCGGUGAACGGUGGCUCUUUGCACUGAUUCAACAUGUAGAAUCAUCUGAAAAUGAACAAAAAAUGGCGGCCAAUAUUCUUGUCAGAGGCACUCUGGUGUGUUUCCUCUCUAACAAGAGUCACUGCUUUUUUUAACAGAGAUCAGACGGAGGGGUUCCAAGGACCUGCUGAAGAUGUGUGUCCUGCUGGAGGGGGUUGAGGGGGAGGUGGAUGAGGGGCGACCCGUGCCCCCCCAGAUCUACGACAUGACCUAUGAGGGUGGUGUGGAGGGCGAUGGAGGGAGCGGGAAGACCCCGGUCACCAGGCCAGAGUUAGACCCCCGGCCCCCAGCUGAGUACCAGCUGCCCUGGGAGCGGAAGAAGGAACAGAUUGUCAAGGCUCUGCCCGGUACUAUAGUCUAGAGAAGAGACAAGACCUACUGCACAAUCAUACACAAUUCUAGCACACUACCACUGGCUAUACAGCUAUGCAACCCCUAUCACAACUAUCUACUGAUGCAAUGAUGCAUCGAUUAAGUGCCUGACCCCUCAAGCUCUAAGGUCUAUAACGUAAUUAGACAUUCUAAACCAGUACACACGCCACAACAGAUCAAUCAAUAUCAAUAUACAGUAUUUGCUACACAGAAGUUGACCACCCCCUUCAUAUAUUUUCUCCCUCUGCUCUGACCCCUCCUCGUCCCCAGCCCAGUUCGACAGCCCUGAGCGCCCCUCCCCAACCAAAGAGGACCCCCCCACCCUCACCCUCACACGGCAGCCCCAGCAGCAGCACCAACAGCAGCAGCAGCAUCUGCGACAAAAGAGCUGGAGUCAGAAGAUCCUGAAGUCCUCUCCCACCUUCUUGCCCUCCCUCUCCUCCCCGCCCAGCAUCGGCCCUGAGGCUGAGGUGUGCCGGGUGGACCCCACCGUGCCCCUGGAGAAACAGAGGUGAGGUGGGGGAGACAGGGUUUAUAGGUCAACGGCAGGGACAGAUGCAAUAGAUUGUUGCUUUAAAAAACACUUAUCUUUAGUUUUUUCUGCAGCACAUAACAAUACAUUAAAUAUGUAGAUAUGUACCUGUCACUCUCUCCAUGUACUGGUAGGGGAGAGUGGGGUAAGUUGAGUCAUUUUUACAUUCAACAUCACUAUAUCAAGAGAAAUAUAGUGUUCUUUCUAACAAAGAUAUCUACAUAUACAGUACCAGUCAAAAGUUUGGACACACCUACUCAUUCAAUGGUUUUUCUUAAUUUUUUUUACUAUUUUCUACAUUGUAGAAUAAUAGUGAAGACAUCAAAACUAUGAAAUAACACAUAUGGAAUCAUGUAGUAACCCAAAAAGUGUUAAACAAAUCUAAAUAUAUUUUAUAUUUGAGAUUCUUCAAAUAAAUCAAAUCAAAUGUUAUUUGCCACAUGCGCCGAAUACAACAGGUGUGUAGACCUUACAGUGAAAUGCUUACUUACAAGCCCUUAACCAACAAUGCAGUUUUUAAGUAAAAAAAUUAAUAAUGUUAAGUAAAAAAUAGAUAAGUAAAAAUAGCAAAUAAUUAAAGAGCAGCAGUAAAAUACAAAUAACAGUAAGGAGGCUAUAUACAGGGGGUACCGGUACAGAGUCAAUGUGUGGGGGAAUCGGUUAGUCUAGGUAAUAUGUACAUGUGGGUAGAAUUAAAGUGACUAUGCAUAAAUAAUAAACAGAGUAGCAGCAGCGUAAAAGAGGGGGUUGGGGUGGGGUGGGGGCUGCAAUGCAAAUAGUCAGGGUAGCCAUGAUUAGCUGUUCAGGAGUCUUAUGGCUUGAGGGUAGAAGCUAUUAAGAAGCCUAUUGGACCUAGACUUGGCGCUCCGGUACCACUUGCCUAGGGUGGCUGGAGUCUUUGACAAUUUUUAGGGCUUUCCUCUGACACCGCCUGGUAUAGAGGUCUAGGUAAUAUAGCCUCCUUACAUGUGGUCCUCUGUAGCUCAGCUGAUAGAGCACGGCGCUUGUAACGCCAAGGUAGUGGGUUCGAUCCCCGGGACCACCCAUACACAAAAAUGUAUGCACGCAUGACUGUAAGUCGCUUUGGAUAAAAGCGUCUGCUAAAUGGCAUAUUAUUAUUAUUAUUAUAGGUCCUGGAUGGCAGGAAGCUAGGCCCCAGUGAUGUACUGGGCCGUGCGCACUACCCUCUGUAGUGCCUUGCGGUCGGAGGCCGAGCAGUUGCCAUACCAGGCGGUGAUGCAACCAGUCAGGAUGCUCUUGAUUGUGCAGCCGUUUAAUUUUUUAGGAUCUGAGGACCCAUGCCAAAUCUUUUCAGUCUCCUGAGGGGGAAUAGGCUUUGUCGUGCCCUCUUCACGACUGUCUUGGUGUGUUUGGAUCAUGAUAGUUUGUUGGUGAUGUGGAAACCAAGGAACUUGAAGCUCUCAACCUGUUCCACUACAGCCCCGUCGAUGAGAAUGGGGGUUUGCUCAGUCCGCUUUUUUAUCCUGUAGUCCACAAUCACCUCCUUUGUCUUGAUGACAUAGUGAAUGGAAAAAUGGCAAUCUUCGUGUAAAUAAAAAAUGUUUUUGAAGACAAUCAUGGUACCAAUAAUUUAUUCUAAUACACCAGAUGUAUGUAAUUGAACCAACUAUUUUAAAAUUGCACACAGAAUAAGUUUAGUUGGUAAUUUCAGCCUGCAGUACCCCAGUUGGCCUUCAACUAGAGUUACUCAAUUAGAAGAGGCAGCACUGAGCUAGCCUGCAACGGCACUUCCUGGAGUAGGUCAAACUGUGCAUGUUAUCUUUCCAUGAGACGCCAUUUUAACCAAAUUCAUUUGGCAUCAAUGCACUAUUGAGUCUUCACAUAGGAAUGAAUGGUGUCACGUGAUGGCUUUGUCCAUUCAUAUAUACAUUUACAUCUACAUUUACAUUUACGUCAUUUAGCAGACGCUCUUCUCCAGAGCGACUUACAAAUAGGUGCAUUCACCUUAUAGCCAGUGGGAUAACCACUUUAUACAGUAAACUAACCCUUUAGCUCAACCUACCCCACUCUCCCCAAUACCUUGCAGAGUUACCUUAUGUUGUUCAGAUAUUCUAUUGUUGAUAUUAGUGAACCACUUCAAUACAGGAUUCAUCUACUAUUUUGUAAGGCCUUUGUACUUUGUUAGCUCCAUGUGCUCAGGAGACUUUCCUCCAGCUCCUCUCAUUUCUGACCCCUGUGCCUUCCCUUCCCUCUGUCCCUCGGUUGCUCUAGCUGGUACCAUGGCUGUGUAACACGCCAGGAGGCAGAGUCUCAGCUCCAGUCCUGCAAAGAGGCCAGUUUCCUGGUGAGGAACAGCGAAUCAGGAACCAGCAAAUACUCCAUUGCUCUCAAGUGAGUAUACUAGUCACUAGUACAUCUGUACAUUCUCUUCAGAGCUGAUACCAUACUUAAUGAGUCAAAAAAUCAUCACAAAUUGUACAUUGCCUUGCCGUUGAUGCAUUGGAUCCUUUUAUGCUAAUUUAAGGCUACAUAAUAUGAAUUGUGUGGAAUAACAAGCCAGUGUUUGAAUUUGAGAUUUCAAUUAAAGUAAUCGAUCCUUUUUACCUCUCUACCUUUGUUUAUUCCCUCUCUCUCAGGACAAGCCAGGGCUGUGUUCACAUCAUUGUUGCCCAGACUAAGGAGAAUGGCUACACACUGGACCAGAGUAGCUGUGUGUUUCCCAGCAUUCCAGAGGUGGUGCACCACUACGGCACUCAGCGGCUGCCUUUCAACGGGGCCGAGCACAUGACCCUACUGCACCCCGUGCCACGCCCUUACUGA
This is a messenger RNA of Coregonus sp. 'balchen', 11795 nucleotides long. NCBI's taxonomy places the organism in Eukaryota, Metazoa, Chordata, Actinopteri, Salmoniformes, Salmonidae. The record is from the annotation of a GenBank genome assembly.